Anopheles funestus (African malaria mosquito) is the source of this 1732-nucleotide messenger RNA. RefSeq names its product histone H1-like. Gene Ontology annotation, biological process: negative regulation of DNA recombination; chromosome condensation; nucleosome assembly. Gene Ontology annotation, molecular function: structural constituent of chromatin; double-stranded DNA binding; nucleosomal DNA binding. Lineage: Eukaryota; Metazoa; Arthropoda; Insecta; Diptera; Culicidae. The transcript has a single exon. Gene Ontology annotation, cellular component: nucleosome; nucleus. The record is from RefSeq and is a predicted model, not a curated record. The coding region runs from base 116 to 820 and encodes 234 amino acids.
UACGAUGAGAAAGGUCGUGGUAAAGUGAAACGUCACAGCAGUGUGAGUGAGAUCGCAAAUCAAAACAAACCAUUUCAAAACAAAGUGAGUCGUAUCGAAGUGUGCAGCAGGAACAAUGGCUGAAACAGUAAUGGAAGUCGCAGCAACAGCCGCCUCGGCUGCCGUGGCCAAGUCUCCGAAAAAGGCCAAAGCUGCUGCCGGAACAAAAAAGCCGAAGAAGCCAGCGACGCACCCUCCGGUAAACACGAUGAUCGUGGCCGCCAUCAAGGCGCUGAAAGAGCGCAACGGUUCAUCGUUGCAGGCCAUCAAAAAAUACCUGUCGGCCAAUUACAAGGUUGACGUGGCCAAGCUGGGACCGUUCAUCAAGAAGGCAUUGAAGACCGGUGUGACCAGUGGCAAGCUGGUGCAGACGAAAGGUGUCGGAGCGUCGGGAUCGUUCAAGCUGUCGGCAGAGGCCAAGAAGCCCGUCGUGGAAAAGAAGAAGGCUGCAGUGCAGAAGAAGAAAUCGGCCUCAACAGCUGACAAGAAGAAGAAGGCAGUGACCAAGAAGGCCGCUGGCGAGAAGAAGAAGGUGGCAACGAAGAAGGCGGAAGGAGGUGCUACCAAGAAAGCUAAGGCCGUAACUGCUGCCAAGAAACCGAAAGCAGCGGCAACCAAGAAAGCUGGCGCGGCGAAGAAGGCUGUAAAUAAAGUAGUGAAAGCCCCAAAGCAGAAGGCGACUAAGCCCUCAAAGAAGACAGGAGCACCAAAGCCAAAGACGCCCAAACCGAAGAAGGCUGCUACACCCGCCAAGAAGAAGCCAACUGCAACCAAGAAGUAAAAUCUGCGACUAGCAAUGGCUGCAGAUGAUUACUAGUGGUGCAAUCGGCUUUAUUUCUCACAACAGUCCUUUUUAGGACUACAGCAUGAUUUACGUAAAAGUUAAUUUUCUCCUUCUUGUUCGAAUGACUAACAUGCAGUUUGUCUAAAGCGGACGAAUGUGUAAAGAUUUCUUGAUCUCGACUCCAAUGAAGUUACAAGCUUAGUUUUUGAAGUUAGAUAAGAGUAUUUUUACCGUUAGUAUAGAUUAGGGAUGAUAAUUUCUUUCCGAACCUACUAGGUUCGCUCCGUUCCUUGAAUGUUCCUGGAAAAAAUUGAGGAAAUGUUCCUAUUUCUUGUCAACGAUGAUGAUAAGUCCCACCUCUUACCCCAACACAGGUUUGAAAAGGACGGAAUUAUCUUUACGAUAUUUUUAAAUCUAAUAAUAAUACGCCAAAAACGAGUAAGUGGGUCUGAUUAUGAUUUUACUGGAGGAACACCACAGCCAAGCGCAAAAGAUUGCAGCCAUGCUGGGCGUAACUCGUCAACAUAAUUUAUUCAAGAUAUGACGAUGUACUUCAUACGACGACACUGUAAUUAGGGCAAAUUGACUAGCGUAGGGGUCUCCAAACUACGGCCCGCCCGAGGCCCUUUCCGAGAGAUACGGAAAUUGGCCCUCUGCUGUGGCUAUUCCACUCAAAGCGGCCCGACAUCUAAAAAUUUUGGAGGCCCCUGGACUAGCGUAAUUGAAUCGCUAAUUUGACAGUUUUAGAAAAUAUUACUUUAAAUCUGAAAAGAUACCCUAGAGAUGUUUCACGAAAUUUAAGAAUAAUGGACUGACUAUGCGAAAUAUUGCAAUAGUUGCCUGUCCAACUAUCCUUACUGAUGAAGCAAUACAGAUAAAGAAAUAAUCUAAUUUUUACAUUGAUUCAAA